Suillus fuscotomentosus is the source of this 738-nucleotide messenger RNA. RefSeq lists its product as uncharacterized. NCBI's taxonomy places the organism in Eukaryota, Fungi, Basidiomycota, Agaricomycetes, Boletales, Suillaceae. The transcript has 5 exons. Bases 1 to 738 code for a protein of 245 amino acids. The record is from RefSeq and is a predicted model, not a curated record.
AUGGCCACACAACGUUGGCUCGCCAAGCCAGGUGUUCGAGACUCUCAAAAUGCGAAGGCGCGUGUUCGCACAGCUCGCAAUAGAGCAAAUCUCAAGAAAAAAGGAAUCCAGUCUCACGUUGACAGCCCAUUCGAUGACGAAGGCAUGGCUGCCAUCGGAUCACCCCCAUCAGAUGGCGAAGAUAUUGUGGCCAUCGGAUCACCCCCAUCAGACGGCGAAGAUAUUGUGGCCAUCGGUUCACCCCCAUCGCACAACAGUUAUGGUCAGUUUAAUCAUGACGACAGUGUCCUCAGCAUGGAAAACGAUCCAUCGGACAGUCAUGAUCAGUUCGAUCAUGAUGACAGUAUCCUCAGCAUGGACAACGAUCUACCAUGCUCUUGCGAUGUUCCAACACUGCAAGCACUUGAAAUCCUCAUUGGACAAUGGCAGAAGGACUGGGGGUCAGAAAGCACCACGUGGAAUGAAGUGUUUGAUACAGAACUUGCAUGCUCUCGCGCAAAGGGAGAACAGGCCGCUACUUUAUUCUUUGAUCAAGUCGCACAACGAGCUAUGGAUGGGAGGAUGCUACUGGAAAGUAUUCGGGAUGUCGUGCACACACACUGCUCAUAUUGCAGGGAGCGCCUUAAGUACGAUGCCAUCCUACUGUACGACUUACUAGUUUUAGUCCUUUCAGAGGUAAAAUUCUUCGAAGUCAAACUAGAUACACGAACAGAUAGUGAACGGAUAGCGAAUUCAUAG